AUCGCUUAUUGCUCGACAAUCGUCCGUGCAUAACACACAUCCAGUAAAUUAUCUUACCUGUAACUACGACCACUGCAACAAUAUGCGUAACGCAGUCAUACUUUUACUGGCCGCGUUUUCCGCAGUCGCCAGGGCGGCGAUCAUCAAAACCGGUGGCAUCGAAUUGCCAACUUACACUGAUCCAUGCAAAAGAAAUGAUAAGGACUUCAGUGGUUGUCUGAAGAAAACUCUUCAAUACUUGAUCCCAAAAUUCAGCAAAGAGGGAAUUCCACAGUUGAACAUCACAUCCUUGGACCCAUUCUAUUUGAAUGAAUAUCUUAUGCAUUUUGAGUCUACUCAAAUCGAAGGAAAAUGUCUAUUCAAAGAUGUUUAUGACCAUGGUUUAGGAUCUAUAAAAAUCGUCGAUGUCAGAUCUGUCGUGGAAGACCCAGAACAACUAGAAUUGGAAGUUGACUUUUACAUGCCAAAAGUUAUAUCAAACGGCAAAUUCAAGGGUGAAGGAAGAAUUGGGCAGAUGCCAAUCAUGGGCAAAGGCGUAUUCAACGUGACGUGUUAUGAUGUGACCGGUUCAUGGAUGUUGAAAGGCAAUGCUGUUGAAGUGGACGGACAACGUUACAUGCGUAUCAAGGACGUUGGCAUGAAAUUAGACAUUGGAGAUAUGAAAAUAUACGCGACCAACAUGAUUAAUGGGAGUCCCGAAUUAAGCCAAAUGGCGUUAACCUUCGCUAACCAAUUUUGGCGAGUUAUAUUCCAAAUCGUGAUGCCGUACGCCGAAGAAGGUUUCGAGAAGAUCACGAGACCCAUUCUCAACCAAGUGUUCCUAGAGGUUCCUUAUGACCAGCUAUUCCCACCCAGCCGCAAAUAAACCCUCCCAACAAAAUCUUAUUACCUACUCAUUGACUUAAGUUUUUCUCUGUGUUGUAGGACCAUAGUAUUUUCUUACUAUAUAUAUUUUUAGGUGUAAGAAGUUUUUAUUUURWAUAAUAUUAUAAAACGCAUCACCUAAAACUGGAAUUUACAACUAGUAGGAUAUCCGACGAAUGUUAUUUAUUAUUAAGAUUAAUAUUAUGUUUUGUUUUAAGUGACGUAAAUAAUUAAUUUAAUAACUAUGUACCUUUUGUUAUAUUAUAAGUAAACUACGUUAAAACACAUUUGCUGAAUUUUUUUCCGUUUAUUUACCAACAUAAUUACUCUAAACCCUAUAUAURUGUGUUGUGUAUUCAGUAUUGUAUAAUUUACUAUAAUUUAAACGAUUUAACUUUGAAUUAGUGUAAUACAGGCAAUUUAUCACACACCGAUACGAUAACGUUAAGAUACAUUUAAGUGCGCAAUACCACGAACAUAAUUUGUUAUUUACUUGUUACUUGGUCUAUACUCGUGAGUACAUUACUUGGUACCAUUAAUGUUUUAAUUUGACAUGGGAUUAUGGGAAUAAUGUGAUGUGUUCCUAAAUCUCAAUUAAAAUGAAAUUGACUUAUGAAUUAUCAUUAAAGUUUAAUCACAACGUA
This is a messenger RNA of Diuraphis noxia (Russian wheat aphid), 1508 nucleotides long. RefSeq names its product circadian clock-controlled protein daywake-like. The record is from RefSeq and is a predicted model, not a curated record. Gene Ontology annotation, biological process: multicellular organismal reproductive process. NCBI's taxonomy places the organism in Eukaryota, Metazoa, Arthropoda, Insecta, Hemiptera, Aphididae.